Messenger RNA from Lichtheimia ornata, 654 nucleotides. RefSeq lists its product as uncharacterized. The transcript has a single exon. Bases 1 to 654 code for a protein of 217 amino acids. Lineage: Eukaryota; Fungi; Mucoromycota; Mucoromycetes; Mucorales; Lichtheimiaceae. The record is from RefSeq and is a predicted model, not a curated record.
AUGAGCGACAAUCACCCUGCUGAACCAGCUUGGCCAUUGGAUGGUCCUCCCAGAGAUCCAUCCUCCACUCCAGCAUUAAAAAACAAUUUGCAAUGGUUGGCACUUGUUGUCCCUGUGGUAGUGGCUGCCAUGAUCUACCUUUGUUUACGAAUCAGGAACAUGCGACGACAACAUAAACAUGCCUCUGAUAAUGAACAAGUGGAUCAAGAAGGAUGGCUUGUACCAUCUUCUGCCAGACGACAUGCAUCUUCCUCCUCAUGUCUUGCGCCUUCUACCACUACUACCACCACUACCCCAUCAUCACACCAUGCCACACGACGUCUUCCUCUUGUACGAUUUUCAGAUCCACUCCUCCAACAACCACCACCAGCAGUACAUUAUCAUCAUCAUCAUCACCAACGUCCAACCCAAUAUAGGACCAGUACUCAUCAUAUAAGACGACAUCAUCAUCGACGACGUACAAGACGUUCACGACCACGAACUCCACCACCAGCAUACCCUGGAUCAUCAUCUCCUCCACCACCCUCUUAUGACGAUGUCGUCGUUAUUCCCAUGGAUGAUAGUCGAGAAAAUGAACCUCUUGCCCAUCUCCAAAAUGCAUUGCUAUCCCAUCAUCAACAUUAUGCAUCCUCGGUUGCUGCACGUUCAUCAUGA